AUGAAGCUACCAUCUCUCCUCAAGCUUGCAACGCUUGCAGGCCUCGCUUGCAGCUCCCUCCCCGUGAGCGCACUGACCAUCGGAGAAGCGGUGGUGUUUCCGGGGUACCAGUGUGACUCCAAUGGCCAAGUGCUCCAGUUUGAUCUGAGUGCCAAUCGACACGUAUUCACCAUCUCUGGAUCGGGCGGGGCCGUCUUGAACUGGCUGAAUCCUGGCUGUAACGUGUUUUUGUGCUUUGCCGGUUAUGGGUGCGGGGAUGGUCAAUCGGGCAUGCAGCAAUUGAAGCCCAAUACGUGCUUAUUGUCGAAGGCAGGGGAUGAGUGGAGAGUGUGGGAUAAGAUGCUUUUUGUUUGCGAUUAG
Molecule: messenger RNA, 360 nt
Organism: Aspergillus caelatus
Lineage: Eukaryota; Fungi; Ascomycota; Eurotiomycetes; Eurotiales; Aspergillaceae
Exons: 1
Coding region: 1-360 (119 amino acids)
Source: RefSeq, a predicted model, not a curated record